Messenger RNA from Periconia digitata, 385 nucleotides. Lineage: Eukaryota; Fungi; Ascomycota; Dothideomycetes; Pleosporales; Periconiaceae. The record is from the annotation of a GenBank genome assembly.
UCCUUCGUCAUCCCUCUAUUCAUCCAUCCCCAAUCCUCGAGUCCUUCUAUCCUUUCAAACUAUGUUCUCAACCCACACUGCAGUUCGCAUUCCGCUCUCAUUUUGUGUCAGAUUUACGAUAUCCCGAGUCCACUUUCCUUAACCAAUCUAGCGAUCGGACUCUACUGUGUAGUCUCCCCACCAUCACAACUUCACAAUGCCGAUGUCCUCCAACCCCACAUAUUCGAAGUCGGGCGAUGUAUGACGGAUUGUAGAGAAAGAAGAUACUUUUUAGACUUAGACAACAACACAUGCGUAUCCACGUUGGUCGUACCUCGCAUUGCAUCGCAUCGCAUCAUGCAAGGCACGCGCUAUAAUUAUACACACACAGAAAAUUGUUAUUGAA